Cylicocyclus nassatus is the source of this 1047-nucleotide messenger RNA. The record is from the annotation of a GenBank genome assembly. Lineage: Eukaryota; Metazoa; Nematoda; Chromadorea; Rhabditida; Strongylidae.
AUGUUAACUGUUCUAUCGCAGUUCGAUAAAGGAGAGCUCCUUUUGGACAAAAAAUCUUACCUGGAUAGAGAAGAAAACGAAACUAAUAUUGAGUUGCUGAAGGAGCUUCUUACUAAUCAGAUUGAGCUAUUCAAAGAGGAUGGUGGACUGCCUAGCGAUAUAACAAAGACUGAGAAAGAUGUAGACGAAAUCAUCGAUCUAGAGAUGAAAAUGGUGAAAAUUAUGGACGCAGACGUUAAUACCGACCCGCAAGUUUAUCAUUUGAGGGACAUGCGAAAACUCAUGCCGCUAGUUGACUGGUCUCAAUUCUUCAGUGCUGUCGCUCCCUUUGAUUCCCAAAACUACCUUUUUUCGGAUCCAGAAAUACUUGUAGUCGAUCCUGACUAUCUAAACAGAGUAAAUGAACUCUUGCAAUCAACGGAUUCACGUAUAAUCACAAACUAUGUCUUUAUGCUAUUUUCUCGGAAGUGGUCGGGAGAAAUGGGAGAAAAGUAUGAAGAUGUUGAACAGGAAUACAAUGAAAUGAUGUACGGGCAACAACGAAAAACACAACGAUGGCAGUUCUGCACCAGCACCGCCAUAAAGAAAAUGAGUUACGCUACCGCAGCUUUAUACGUGAAGAAAGCAUUGCACAAGACUACAAAGAAGGAUACACUGGAAAUUGCCAAUGCACUGAAGAAAGAAUUUCGCAAGAUCCUCAACACCAGCGAGUGGAUUGACGAUGAUACUAGAAAUAACGCACUGAAUAAGCUGGAUCACAUGAUUCGUCAGAUAGCUUACCCCGGAUUUAUUCUAGAUGAAAAAAGACUCGACAAGUACUACAGCAAUUUGGAUGUGCGUUGCAACGAUACAUUCAGUGAAAUGGUGGAAAAAGUGACUCAAUGGCAAACCGAGCGCUUUUUCGAACAACUACGGGAGGUUCAAGAUCGUUUUGUAAUAUUUAACUCGGCCCAUGUUACUGCAUCGUACACUCAAGGAACAAACUCUCUGCGUAAGCUCACUGCUCUUACGCUUCGCUCCUUCAUAAGUGCCCGUGGCUGUUUUUAG